Messenger RNA from Xyrichtys novacula (pearly razorfish), 6139 nucleotides. NCBI's taxonomy places the organism in Eukaryota, Metazoa, Chordata, Actinopteri, Labriformes, Labridae. The record is from the annotation of a GenBank genome assembly.
AUGCCCACAAACGGAAUUAACAAGGCCCUGAAGCUGCAAUUUGGUCUCAUAAACUAUGAGAACCGAUACUUGACGGCUGAGGCCUUUGGCUUCAAGGUGAAUGCUUCAGGCAUCAGUAUGAAGAAGAAACAGAUCUGGACCUUAGAGCAGGACGAGCAAGACGGCCAGGUCGUGUUCCUCAGAAGCCACCUAGGACGGUACUUGGCCUCCGACAAAGAUGGGAAGAUGACCUGCGGGGCAGAGAAGCCUGACCCUGACUGCCGUUUCCUUAUUGUGCCCCAAUCUGAUGGUCGCUGGGCCUUGCAAUCAGAACCGUACCAGCGUUACUUUGGAGGCUCUGCUGACUACCUGUCCUGCUUUGCUCAAGUCAUUGGGGAACAAGAGUUAUGGGCUGUCCAUUUGGCCCUACACCCACAGGCCAGUCUGCUCAGUGUGGCACGUAAGCGCUAUGCCCAUCUGUCUUCUUCAGAUGGGGAGAUCUCAGUGGACAGCAAUAUUCCCUGGGGGGUGGACUCCCUGGUUACUUUGGUAUACCUCGAUGGCAAGUACAGCCUGAAGACCUGCGAUAGUCGUUUCCUCAGAAAUGAUGGCAAGCUGGUGAAGGAGAACACCAACACGACCAGCUUCACACUGGAGCUGAAGUCUGGGAAGCUGGCCUUUAAGGACUGUGAGGGGAAGUAUCUGAGCCCCGUGGGGCCGACUGGAACACUGCGAGCUGGUCGAUGCUCAAAGCCUGGAAAAGACGAGCUGUUUGAUCUGGAGGAGAGUCAUCCCCAAGUUGUUUUUCAAGCUGCCAACAAAAGAUUUGUCUCAGUCAAGCAAGGUAAUUAAGUCUUGAAUGCAGGAAUUCAUUUUGUGUAAUCACAUUUCUUACUUAUAAAAACAAGCAAUGGUGACCGCAAAGUAGUAUUAAAACAGGAGAUUGAAAAUCAUUUCUCAUAACAAGCAAUUGCGGCCUUUGAGUAAGAAUAUUUGAUUGAUUUCAAAAAGUUGAAUCAAUCUAAAAGUACUCAAAGUACAAGUGUAGUCAUGGAAACAAAUGGGAAUGAAAAUAACAUGAACAUUCAGGCAGAGUGCUGCUGCAACGACUUUUGAAGGCUCCAUACUGAGUUCACAUUCCCGGGAAAAAAGAAAUAUGAAUGUAAACAUGUGUGUUUGCAUAACUUUAUAAGUAAGUGCUGAGAAACAAUUUCCUCACAUUGUUUGGGUAUGUGGGAGUAAAUAAGACUCUAUUCAGAUCCAUCAGAAGUUAAGGUCACUAGAUUUUGACCAUGAAGUGAAAACCUCUGAGUGAAUGGGAAUAACAUCUUUUUGCUUUAUAUUCUUGUCUUUUCCUAAGUGUUGGGUGUUACAUGUUGAGUCAUCCUUAGGUCUGGUGAUGCAAAGCUGCAAUCCUCUCAAUUUAAGUCCUAUAUUACACAAACCCAACAUCCUGUCUUCAUGCACUUAAUAGUUUUAAGGAUUAUGACAAGAUAUUAAGAAACAGAGUCAUAGCUUCCUUGCAUAUUGUUUUAUUAAGUUUAACUUUUUAGCCUAGCUGAGGUUCUAGCAUUAGCACGUGUGCACUGCCUAAAGUGCAUGACCUGUGUGUAUUAAAUGUUACAUUGAAGCUGCAUUUCCAGUAUCAUGAAAAGCAUGUGACAGUUCCCAGACAGUAAUACGAGUACAUUGCCUUCCCUGGCGACAUGCUGGAACCAUAAUGGUUGACAGACACACUGUGAGGUCAUUGUGGUAAUGGGCUUUGUCAUUUCCACUGUGUGUCUAUUGAAGCUUAAGCAAGGUGAAAAUGAGUCCUGUGCAGACCUAUGCCCCUUGGGUGUCGAUUACCAUCAGAGUAUUUUAAGCCUGGCAGUUACUCCCUGAUCAACCUUCGUCCAGUUUUUCACAUGAUGUCUACCUAUGUGGCAGUAAGUUGGCAGCAAAGACCUACCAGACAGAUCAGUUACAGGGGAUCUUUUCAAAUCUCUAUAAUGGGAUCAUCUCUUUUCUGUACAAUUAUACACACAAACAUUGCGGAAAGAUACGGGGGAAUUUAAUUGCUUUCCCUGUUCCUAAAACUUUGAAUUUGAUUUUAAUGAAUCAACCUCUUCAGCUGAAAGCUGGCAUUACUAUAGAAUGUCUAUGUUUUCAGAUGUACUUAGGAUUGUACUUAAUAUCAUGCUUAUGCAUUACCAACAUUUUAAAAUGACAAAAGGUCAACAUCAGGGAAAUAUUUAUUCAACAACUUGGCUAUUCAUUGACAACAUAUGACAGAAAUUCAAUUUUUAGCAGCUAUAUUCUUCCUUGUGGCAGUUCCACGUUUUUCAAGGAACAAGGUAUUGAAAGCUGCUUAGUGGGCCCUGCAGUGCAGAUUUGCAUUUCACCACUCAGGGAAUUACAGCAAGCAAAUGAACGGGAAGGGUGGAGCGGCGGCUGUGGGGGAUUAGGGUUGUAACAGGCUUAAGAGAAAGGUUGAAGGAUAUUUUUGUGGCAUCUAAUUUGAACAACAGCAGACACAGUUCAGCUGUGUCUGUGUAUUCUCCGCCACCUGACACAAACUCCAAAGACAGAAUGCAUGUGGAUUAAGUGUGUGACUUUGGAUAGGCUGAAAGUAAGGCAAUCAGGUUUAGGGAUGAAGAGGCUGAAUUGGUAACUGGACAGAAGCUACACCAAAGCAAAAUUUGACUACUGGUCAGUGUCUGGUUUACCUUCGCUGGGACUGUUGUUUCCCACAUGCAAAAAAGAUUACAUAAAGUAAGCUGAGCACAUGAAAUGUGUUUAACAGCAGGGAUUCUCCAUACUGGGCACAGGGAAAUCCAAAGCUGGUAGACGGAAACAAAGCUGAUUAAAUAUUAAAGUGAUCCUCAGCCCUAAAUGCAUUUUUGGGUGCCAAAACCCCCAGGAGUUUGCAACGUGAAACAAACUCCAUUAAGGAUGUGUUUUCAUGGUAGUGAAGAAACAGUUUUCAGGACCAACAGGGUUGAGUCUUAGAAAGUUUCGAAAGAUGAACCACAAAAUUGCCAUCUUUAUUCCAAGCUGCUUAAAACUCUGCAAACAUUAGCUGCAGAAAAUCAUGGUGUCAAAAAAAAUGGCUUGAUUGUACUAUAUCAUAUGGCCAAAAUAACCCUGCAAAUACUCUUUGCAGCUCACAGUGUUACGUGGUUUUUGUGUUCUUUUUUUUCUCGUGAAGAUCUGUACAAACCAGUAUGCAGCACUCUGUAUUAUGUGGUGCAACAAUAAAAAAGGUACAACGUAAUUACAUUUUGGAUUAGUGUUACUCUCACAUGUCCCCUUGACAAUGCCUGAGAGAAGAAAUGACAUUCAAGAGGGAGUAAAUUACCUUUAAGAGGACGCAAUGUUGUCAACAACAAUGUCUAUCCAACUGGGGGACAAUAAACAAAGCUGCCUUUUCUUCCCUUGUAUCCAGGAGUGAGUAUUUCAGCCAAUCAGGAUGUGGAGACAGACAUGGAGACCUUUCAGAUGGAGAUUGAUAAAGACAGCAAAAAGCCAAUGUUCAGGACAAAUGGUGGAUCCUACUGGACUCUAGUGUCUCAUGGGGAAAUCCAGUCCACUGCCACGGAAGUGUAAGUAGAUUUCCUGGUUCUCAAAAGAGAAACUUUCAUCCAUGUUUGCUCAUAAUUCUUACCUGAACUCUAUAUGUCUGUGUUCCCAGAGAGGUCAACACGAUGUUUGACAUUGAGUGGCGAGGAAAAAGGGUGGCGCUCAAAGCAAGUAAUGGAAAGUAUGUAUGCACUAAGAAGAAUGGGCAGCUCUCAGCGGUCAGCGACACAGUUGGUAAGUGCUUUUUAGCAACUUUCUAUAAAUGCUGUGGCUGUUUGAAAUACCCGGCACUGGUACAUUUCCCAUUCAAAACAUAUGAAAAGCAUUCAUCUUCCUUCAGGUGAGGGUGAACUGUUCCUGAUGAAGCUCAUCAAUCGUCCUAUCCUGAUCCUUCAUGGGGAGAACGGCUUCGUGUGCCACCACAAGAGCUCCAACACUCUGGAUGCAAAUCGAUCCGUCUAUGACAUCUUCUCAUUGAUCUUCAAUGAUGGCGCCUACCAUGUAAAAAGUCAGUGCAUGAAACACAAAUUUCUGCCUGGUCUUCAAUAUAUCUUGUGUGACUUGAUUCAUCUGGCGUCCACAUAUAAUCUGCUGUUGUUAUCCUCUUGCAGGUGUGAAUGGAUUGUACUGGUACGUCUCUAGCAGUGGUCUGGUGUGCUCAGAUGGAGAAAAGCCUGAGGACUUUUUCCUUGAGUUCCUGGGGCACGGAUGUGUCGCCAUCAAGGGCUCCAAUGGCAAGUACCUUCGUGGAGAUAAGGGAGGUACACUUAUGGGGGAUGCAACAACUGUUGAUGCAUCUUCUCUUUGGGAGUACUGAUCCCUUUGAGUCAGGGUCCUCAAAGAGCAAGAAAGAAGACGGGGUGCAGGACCUGCUUCUACCAACUCACAUGAAGCGGACUGACCGAGUUACAUUUUCCUGCCUGUUUUUAUACUAGCUACCCGGUGCCCAAUGACAAGGUUUGUUUUAUUCUAAAUUGGGAAGAGCUGAACACUUUAGGAUUGUAAGUGUUGAAAGUUUUGUCUUCCCAAUGACAUUGCCAACAGCAAAGAACGCCUGUUGAGUGAAAUUGUAUUUCACACAAUAGGGAACAUAACAGCGGAUCUAUAUUUUGUACAAAAUGAGUACAGCUAGGUUGAAAUACCUUUGAAGGCGGCCAUACUUAUCAGUUUUUGAACAGGAAGAAAUUAAAUGUGUGUUGCUGCCUUGAACAAAUUCUAUGUGUAGCCUAUUCAAAAAGCUUGGCAAUGAAAGGUAACAAGAGGAAUGUUAAGUCCUCCUGUUGCUUCAAAGUCCCACCGGGUAAACAGACAAAAUAUCCCCAAAGCUGAAACAGCCUUUGCAAUUUGUUCUGUCAAAACAGCUUUCACAUACUCAUACAGAGGAGACACUUGAAAGCAAGCGUCAGCAUUAAAAGGUCAGUGUAUCUACAUCCUUUUUCCUUAAAAAGAAAAACAAAUUUCAUUUCACCUGAGACCUCUGUCAACGCAAAAAUGUUUGUUUACAGAUUUCAGCAACUUCAUUAUUCAAUCACGUUCUAUGAGAACGGUCAUUAAAGUGACAGAAAUUAAAAUAAGGUAAUGCACCGAUGUCUUCAAAGACAGCUAAUGGCUAGUGCCAAUGGUGUUUUUAUUUAUCUUGAUGAACCAUUUACAGCUUCCAUGAAAGCGAAUGAAGUAGACUGGAACAACUCUUCAACUUUAAGCAAGAUAUAUCCAAAGAGGGCUUCAUCCAGCAUCACUACACACAUAGAAAUGCUUUUUUUAAAAACGUGCACAACAUUUAGAAGUACAGAGAUCAGGGGUGUAAAGGAACAAAGAAUACCAGUAGAGAUGUAAUAUACCCAUUACAGGGAUAAGCAAUGAAACCAGAGGGGAAGGACAUUAAAGUACCUGAUAAAGUAUUUAUCGCUCUUUAAUGCACCAGGUGUAAAUGUGUUCAGAAAGUGCUUCUCUGGUCUUCUGCCUAGGGGCCUUAAACCAUACUGCACUCUGCAUCCCUUAAUGCCCUGUUCUCGUGUUCAGAGUUGGGUGGUAAGAUUAGAGCCUAUAACUGAUUAAGAAACCAGAUUUCUUCUUGUUUUAUAUAAAAAAUUGCAAGUGGAAUAAGAAAACUUGUUAGGUCACAUCUAUAAAACAUCAUGCAGCAGUAUAGGAGUUACUCUGGUAACACAACUCCUACUGUAAAAUGUGCCCACUAGCCUCUGGUAAAGCUUUAGUGAGUGCAGCCCUUCACAGGGGGGGAAAAAACAUCUUUUGUAUUCUGAUUCAAUGUCUUAUUAAAUCAACAAGGGCACAGGCUGAACUUAUACACAAUUUAUCCUGUAGACUUUUGUCAUUUAUUUCCCGUGAAGAAUUUUAAUUCUGCAAUAGUUCAAGUGUAGUGUCAAAUCCAUUGAUUUUGUGAUAUUUUGCAUUAGUCAAGAAGAGACACUUUAGAAAGGUCUGAACUGCUUGGUCACAUAUGCACCCUGUACUACCAGCUCUGUAGACAGCCUCCAGUCAUAUUAGAGUGUAUUUUUUAAAUAGAUGUAAGUUGUUAUACUGUUUAUGUUUACUGGCAAAACUUUAAAAUGUCGAUGGUAAAUAAAAGAAAAACUUG